Durusdinium trenchii is the source of this 1802-nucleotide messenger RNA. The record is from the annotation of a GenBank genome assembly. NCBI's taxonomy places the organism in Eukaryota, Dinophyceae, Suessiales, Symbiodiniaceae.
GUACAUAGACAAAACAAAAGCCGACCCAUCCCACAUUCGCCGCAUGAUUUGCUGCGCUGGGGCACGAUGCAGUUGGAGAUUGUCGUCCAAAAAGCUGUGAGACUGAAGCAUGAUGGGCGACAUUGCGUGGAGUUCCUUCUGGAUGGCCACGGUCCUGAGCGGACACCAUGGGUGGAUGAUUUGUAUGACACCACAGGGCGGAUCGUCGAGCCCAAGAACUUCAAGAACAUCAAGAGAACGAUCCAGCUCAAAGGGUCCUCCGCCAGCCUGGAAGGCAGCUUUCUACAUGUGGCACUCUAUCAUCAAAGGAUGUUGAGGGACGAUAAGAGGGCCGCCGAAGCUCAUUUGCCGUUCACCCGUCUCGCCAAGGGCUUUAGCGGUUGGGUCUCCUUGGAGCACAAAGAGAAGUAUGCAGGAUCCAUUUUCAUCGAUGUGGUCCUUGCGGAUGGGCCACCGCCGCGAGCGCAACGCACAGCGACCGUUUCUUCUACGGGCACUGUACCGACUCCCAGGAGCAGAGCCCAAUCUGAGGAAGUGGCGGAACAGAUGGCCAUCUUGGCCAGCAUCCAACAGAGCUCCCCAGAGAAUCGGGACGCACGAGCGCCAGCACAGCCAGCACGGCCGACGCAGAGCUCAGCUGUAGCUUGGCCAGAGUGGCCUAGCCAGGCGCCGACCGCGCCCGCGGCACCGCCCUUGCCCGCGCCGACCACGCCGCCGGCGCUUCCGGAGCCCGCAGAGCCUCCUGAGUGGAUGCCCUGGCCCCGCUUCAGUGCGGCCCUGCAACGUGGAGAGCCCUUGCGGGCGCCCUCCGCCCGCUGUGCCCACAGCGUGGCUUCGGGACGGAGGAAGGCUUUGCUGAUUGCCCUCAACUACCCUGGCACCCCCGCGGAGCGGCGGUGCGGGCGGAAUGACUUGGAGAGGGUCACACAGAUCCUGUUGAGGCUGGGAUUCCAAGAGGAAUGGAUCUUGAAGCUCUCAGAUUGUGAGCCCGGCACCGACCGUCCCAGCAAGUCGAACUUCGUGGCGGCCUUACAGUGGUUGACCCACAACGUGGUCUCAGGAGACGUGCUGUUCUUCCAUUACAGCGGCCACUCGGCGCUCCACGAGGAGGGGAACGCGCUGCUGGAUGCCUACUGCCCCAGCGACUUCGCCGAGGCGGGCCAUUUGCCAAGUCGCGAUUGCUAUGAGCUAGUCUCUACCCUGCCGAAGGGAGUCCGGUUGACAAUGCUGGUGGACUGCUGUGUUCCCUGCUCCUGUCCGCAGCUGCCCUUCCAGUGGAACGCACAGAGCCUCCAAUGGAGCGAAGACGCCGACGCCUCGUCGUUGGCGCCCACGGCGGCGGCGGACAUCGUGGGCUUGGGUGGGGCCUCAGAGGCAGAGAUGAGCCCGGAGCAACUGACAGAGGCGUUGCGGGCAGAGCAGGGGCCCAUCACUGAAGCAUUCCUGCAGGCGAUGCAGGAGCUGGCGGCCCGGCGGAAGGGCCCGGUGACCUUUGCUGAGUUGCUGGAAGGCGCCUCUCUGCGGCUGCAAGGCACGGCGCACGCGUUCUUGCAGCUCUCGGCUACGCGGCUCUUCGAUCCCAAGAGCCGCAGCUUCCGCUUCUUCGAUGCCAUCGAGUGAGGAGCUACUCCAUCUCGAUGGAGUGAGUGGCGUCCGCUCAGGUGAGCGGAGGUUUUAGACUGGCGACCACUGGACCACUGGAUCGAUCCACUAUGACCGAAACAGACCGUGGUUUAGCUUUAAUAGGACCGCGGAUCGCCCAUCUCGCCGGCUGGGUAGACGCCCGUCGAUUUCCGUCCCCA